Molecule: messenger RNA, 1004 nt
Organism: Owenia fusiformis
Lineage: Eukaryota; Metazoa; Annelida; Polychaeta; Sabellida; Oweniidae
Source: the annotation of a GenBank genome assembly
UGGCGGACAUGUAAAUAAAUAACAGGAUUGGAAAUUUCUGACUCAUAAAGCCGAUAUCUACUUUAUCUGUUCAAUGGAUUUUGAGAUCACCCAGCAGUGGGAUAGCAGGCCAACUGGUCAUGCUCCAGUGAAGCUACGACUUAGUAGGAAUGACAGUUGUAUUUUAAUCCAUAUCGAAGCUCCCUUCUUUAAUGACCCCUCGAAUCCUGGCGGAGCACCGGGUGAACCAUUCUGGGAGCUAUGGGAAUAUGAAGUGGUUGAGGCCUUCUUCCUUGGAGAAGAUGGCAGUGGUGAGCCAUGCUAUGUAGAAUUGGAAUUCUGUCCGCAUGGUCAACACCUUCUCCUGCUGUUGAGAGGAGUACGCAAUGCAUUUAAUCACAGUCUCCCAGUUGACUACACAUCCAAGAUAAAUGGUUCCACAUGGACUGGUCUUGCAAGGAUACCCUUGAACUAUUUCCCACCAAAUGUUACAAUGUUCAAUGCAUAUGCUAUCCAUGGAUCAGGGGACCAAAGAAUGUAUGAAGCGUUGUAUCCUACGGAGGAAGGGAAAUACACUGAUCCUGAUUUUCACAAGCUAGAGUAUUUCCAGCCUAUAGACUUUGCCAAGCUUGCCCCAGAGAACACAAAUGCUGAACCAUCAGAGCUAUGGACAAUUAAGCCAUGAGGAAAUCACAGCUGAAUAAACAACCCAUUAUGUUUGAAUACACCAUCGGAAAAGAAAAAAUUACAAACAAAAUUAUAAAUACAAAAUUCCCCAUAAUAUUAACAUUGACACAAAGAUUUGGAAAUUUGCUCACCAUAUCUCAUUCUGCCUUUAAUAGGUGAAAACUAUCACAAUAUAUACAUGAUAAAAAUGUCUUGACCUGUUCACCAUUCACCUUUCCAAUGGUAUAUCACAACUAGAGAAACUGUUACUUACUACUAGUCAUAUUUUCUCAUUAUUUAUUGGGUAUUUGCUUAUGUCCGUGAUUAUGGAUGUUCACAAAGUAAGACUUGGAUUAGCA